Messenger RNA from Engraulis encrasicolus (European anchovy), 4958 nucleotides. RefSeq names its product CD248 molecule, endosialin b (gene cd248b). The record is from RefSeq and is a predicted model, not a curated record. Lineage: Eukaryota; Metazoa; Chordata; Actinopteri; Clupeiformes; Engraulidae. Gene Ontology annotation, biological process: cell migration. Gene Ontology annotation, cellular component: external side of plasma membrane; extracellular matrix. Bases 540 to 2801 code for a protein of 753 amino acids. The transcript has a single exon. Gene Ontology annotation, molecular function: extracellular matrix binding; calcium ion binding; extracellular matrix protein binding.
CUCUCUCUCUCUCUCUCUCUUGGUCUUUCUCCCUUUCUCCUCCAGAGUAGCAGCAUCAGAGGAAAGUUCCAUCUGAGAGCAGUGGUGCUGACGGCUGCAGGGAGGACAGCGAGCGGCUGCUAGACUACUUUGCCGUGAAGAGCAGAGCAGAGCAAGCAGGAGUGGGAGAGAGAGGACACAGCAGCACAGCACAGGAGCCUCAGCCUCGUACCUCAAGGAGACAAAAGGCCCUGAGAGUGGCAAAGAGAAAGAGAGGGAGAUAAAGAGGUAGGGACAGAGAGAGGGAGAGAGAGAAAGAGAAAGAAAGAAAGAAAGAAAGAAAGAAAGAAAGAAAGAAAGAAAGAAAGAAAGAAAGAGAAAGAGAGAAAGAAAGAAAGAAAGUGGGACAGAAAAAGAGACAGAGAGGAGUGAAGAAAGGGGGAGAGAAAAAGAGUGCAAAAGAGAGGGAGAGACGGAGAGAAAAGGAGUCAGUCGGACGGGUGAAGGAAAAAGGAGGAACAACACAGAAAAGAGAGGGGUCUCUCAGAGGCGGAGGGAGAAUGCCUGGUGCUGUGUGUCCCUGCGUGCUGCUGCUGCUGCUGGCUGUGCUGAGUGGCUGGAUCCCGCUGCGGGGGGCUCAGGCCCAGGAGCUGCAGGAGCAGGAUGCCCUGUGCAAUGCCGAGGGCUGCUACGCCGUCUACAUCCAGCGCAAGACCUUCCGCGACUCCUGGCGCACGUGCCGGGAGAAGGGCGGCAAUCUGGCCAGUGUGAAGAGCGAGGAGGAGGCCGCGUUGAUCCACGAGCUGCUGUCGGCGCCGCGCCGCAACCCGCGCGCCCGUGUCCGCCUCUGGAUCGGCCUGCAGCGCCAGCCACGCCAGUGCUCGGCCACCAAGCCGCUGCGGGGCUUCGCCUGGACCAACGGCGACCAGGACACGGAGUACACCAACUGGCAGCGCGAGGACCAGCCCAGCACCUGCUCGGCGCCGCGCUGCGUGGUCAUGACGCAAAACACGCUGGACAAGUCGCGCAGCGGCCAGGACAACUUUAAGUGGCUGGACGGCUCCUGCGGCCUGGCCGUGGACGGCUUCCUCUGCCGCUUCCCUUACCGUGGCAUGUGCCAGCCGCUGACCGACGAGGGGGCAGGAGCCCCACUCUACACCACACCCUUCAACCUGGCCAGCACCCUGCUCACCCACGUGCCCUUCGGCUCUGUGGCCAAGGUGCCCUGCCCCGAGGGUACCAAGGAGGACCAGUCCGUGCUUUGCACAGAGCACGAGGGCAUCGUGAGCUGGUCUAGGGGUGGCCCGUAUUGCUCCGACGAAGAGCCCAACUGGUGCGAGCAGGAGAACGGGGGCUGCGAGCACUUGUGCCUGAAGGCGGACGGCCACUACUACUGCGCCUGCCGGGCCGGGUUCGAGCUGGCGGAAGACGGCCAGAGCUGCAUGGUGCUGGAGGAGGACGAGGAGGAGGAGGAGGUGGUGGAGGAGGAGCAGCCAAUAGACCCGUGCGAGGGCGCGCCGUGCGAGUACCACUGCGAGCCCACGGGCACGGGCCGUCAGAGCGGCUACCGCUGCACGUGCGCGCACGGCUACCUGCUGGCGCCCGACGGCCGCAGCUGCGUCGACAUCGACGAGUGCCAGCAGGCGCCGUGCCCGCAGCUGUGCGUCAAUGCGCCGGGCACCUUCGAGUGCCGCUGCCUGGAGGGCUACCGGCCCGACGAGAACGGCGACUGCGUGGACGUGGACGAGUGCCUGGAGGACAGCUGCGAGCAGAUCUGCGUCAACACGGUCGGUUCGUUCGAGUGCCACUGCGCCGACGGCUACACGCAGGUGCCCGAGGACCCGGUGCGCUGCCAGGACGUGGACGAGUGCGAGAGCGCCUCCAGCUGCGGGCAGGUGUGCCGCAACUACCAGGGCGGCUUCGAGUGCCAGUGCGACGAGGGCUACGAACUGGAGGACGACUACUACACGUGCAGGGCACUCGAGGACGAGGAGGACGUCGUCGAGCCGACGCCCGCCAACCCCCACGAGCCCACCGAGCCCUCCACGCUGGACCCGGCGCAGGCCGACCCCUCCUGGUCGCCUGCCGUGCCCGACUGGCUGAUUGACCCCACGCCCCUGGAGUGGCUCACCGAGCAGCCCAACUUCCAGUGGCUUCCCACCGACAUCAGCUGGUUCCCCGAGGGCGCGUCGGACGAGGGAACCACGCAGGACACGCCGCACGGAGUCGAGCGGGACAACCACCACCACGGCCUGACCUUUGACCUCCAAGAGGAAAACACACACCUUGGCUCAGACACACCCAGACAACAGCCAGGGCGGGGUCAGGGAGAGGGUGCGUUUGUGGACACAGACGACCACCUGUUGCCCCGCAUGACCGAGGAGGAGGUCCUCGUGCACCUCUUUGACGAGGGCGAUGUGGGUGUAGUAGGUGGCGGCGAAAAGGUGUCAUCCCCUUCCUCCUCCUCAUCACCACCACCAUCACCACAACUGCCACCAUCGCAGGAUUCAGAGCGAAAUGCAGACCGAGAUUCGGGGUCUGCCAGUGGUGGCAGUGCCAGUGCCAGUGGUGGCAGUGAGUCAUCAGAGGAUCAGAGGCCCCCGGCGGGCGGCAAGCGGCGGCACGACAAGAGCUGGCUGCUGGUGGCGCUGCUGGUGCCGCUGUGCGUGUUCACGGUGGUGAUGCUGGCUCUGGGCAUCGUAUACUGCACCAGCUGCGCCGUGGAGCCCCGCAGCAGCAAGCGCACCAAAGACUGCUACCGCUGGUUCACCGCCUCCAAACCACCAGCAGAGGCCACCAACAAUGGCAAGUCACGAGCUUGAUGCGAGGCCAGGAGAGGUGAAACCCCCACCCGCCCCAAACUCCACUCCCUCCCACCAACAAUGGCAAGCCUGAGUUGAGGCCAGGAGAAGCGACCCACCCCCCGCCCCAAACUCCCUUCCCCGAUAGACUGACUUCUUGCGCAUAAUUAACAGUCCAAUAACGGAUGGAUGGAGAUGCAGGGUUUAUGCAAACGGAUUUUCCACACACAUACCUACACACAAACACAUGCGGUGCUCUUUAGCCAUUUUUUCCCAACUAAUGACACCGUCUGAUAUGAAAAACAAAACAAAAUCCUGUGGAAAUCUGUGGUGGAGAGAGGAAAAGACUCUAUCCCUGACUAUUGUUCUUGUAGGCUACUUUUGUAAUUCGUAUAAUUAGAAUACAUUCUUUUCAAAAAUGAUUUUAUUAUUUUUCUCUGUACAAUGUACAGGGCCCAAAUGAGUGACUUACUAUGCAUAUUUCAGUGGAGGGACUAUUGAAAACAAAGCCCCCCAUGUUUAAUUGUAGUGGUGUAAAGUGAAAAAAAACUCAAUAUUGAUUCAUUGUGAGGUAAAAUUUCUCUUUAGAAUACUACUUCAGAUGAAGAUGUACUAUGUGUACUUUCCAUGAUGUUUAGUUCAGCUAGGCCUGUACCAUGCCCUACUUUCAACAACUAAAAAACUAGUGCGGUACAGUAACUCUACCUUUAAUUAACUGUCAACUGUCAUUGUUUUCAUGUCUGAACUAAAAUACAGAGAAAAGAAAAGUAAUAUAGAUAUUUUAAUUGGAUAGUUAGUUUUUUCUUAGAAACUUGAAGUAUGGAACGUUGGCGCCCUCUAGCAUUUGUAGAUUGGUAGUGCUCACAAACGUUGGGGCGCAUGGUUAACUUCUAUGAAAAAAAUUGUGAGAGUUAACGAAUCAAAAGGGGUCCUACCCUUUGGUAAAAUGUCAUGUUUUUUAGACCCAUGGUACUAACAAUACAUUAUACCAUCAAGAAAUAUAUUUUUUCAGCAUGAAAAAAAACUAUUUGCCAUCUUGUGAAAAACUGGAAAAUAACAUUUUAUAAAAACCAAAACACUGUCUUUUGUUUAUUUUUUCCAUCUCAACUUCUUACAAAAAAGUGUAAACGUUAGUGUCACACAACACUGGAUGUGUAGGCCCUACCACAAUGCGAAGAAGUGAAACCCGAUACCGAGGACUCACAACCUACAAAACUUUCCAUAUUCCCUCCCUCUGGCAAAGCAUGAACUCUUUUCUUCGCGGAGACCACAUUUUCAGAACUAUUCUGUACUUUCAUCUUUCAGGUGUCACUUAUGUCUUAAAUGAUCUCUGUUUUGCUUUAAAUUGUGUUGAAAUAUAAACUGGAGAAAGAAAUAUGAAGCUGGUGUGAGACUGAAAAAGCACUACACAAGAAGUUACUCUAGCAAACCAAAAAAAGGAUGUGGGGCCCUCUAUUUCACCGGUCAGUUUGAAGAGCAUUGAGGGUCACUGGCUUCAACCUAAGCUGACCUCCAUCGCAAAUCUGAGGCCCUUUCUGAAUUUGGCUGAUGGUUAAAAACUGUUGUGUCUUAUUUAAAACCAUUAAACUUUUUUAGGGUUGAAGAUAGUUUCUCUAUUUCAGAUGUUUCAUUUCUCAACUUUACUUGCUGAGGCUGUUUAGCGUUGUGCAAGCUGCUUCUAGCAAGUCUGCCAAUUCAUUGUCAAAAGGAGUUUACAUUUUUACGAGUGGGGAGACCUGGGCAGGAAAGCCGACAGAACAGGACAAAGUGGUCAGUUGUCCUGGGCCCAGGAAGAGAUGGGGCCCCAAAAAUGGAUUUUCAUAACAUUGUAUGUAUUGCAUGGAAGGCCCUUUCAGAAGAUUUUGUCCUGCAUGGGCUCGGAUGCGGCCCUGGAGUUGGGUGAGACCGGCAUGGCCUUCAGAGGGGAGAUGGGGGAAAUUGUCUGCUGGGUGACACUGGCAGGGCUUUUAAAGGGAUACUGUGUGAGAUUUUUAGUUGUUUAUUUCCAGUAUCCAUGCUGCCCAUUCACUAAUGUUACCUUUUUCAUGAAUACUUACCACCAGCAUCAAAUUCUAAGUAUUCAUUAUGACUGGAAAAAUUGCACUUUUCAUACAUACUUCUCCAUGGUCCGCCAUUUUGAAUUUCCAAAAAUAGCCAUUUUUAGCUGCAAAAAUGACU